Neoarius graeffei (lesser salmon catfish) is the source of this 7642-nucleotide messenger RNA. RefSeq lists its product as uncharacterized. Gene Ontology annotation, molecular function: zinc ion binding; nucleic acid binding. The record is from RefSeq and is a predicted model, not a curated record. The transcript has 17 exons. Bases 1 to 7491 code for a protein of 2496 amino acids. Lineage: Eukaryota; Metazoa; Chordata; Actinopteri; Siluriformes; Ariidae.
AUGAAUGACGCUGCUGGUGUUGACUUGGAGAGACAGCAGAAAUUGAAGAGAAGUAUUCCAGUCAAACCAGCUAGAAUAAAUGAGAGGCAAACAGAGAUAUCUAUUGACCAGUCGCAAACAGACAUGAAUCAGCUACCUGGACUGAGUGCUUCAGCCAAGGCCAAUGUCAAAAGUCAAAAGAUAACAGCUGUGAAAAGCCAAAUGGAAACCGAGUUGAUGGAUGCAGUAAAGCAACUGAGAGAAGAGGUAGCUGAGCUGAGGAAGAAUGUCCAGCAGUUACCACGAGCACCUAAUCAGUUCCAACCCAGAACCAGACGGGCAUGCAGAGGAUGUCAAGAGAAGGGUGAUGAGGAGCAAUGUGACCACUGCUUCAAAUGCGGCCUCGCUGGACAUCUCUCAAGGGGCUGUAAAGCUCAAACGAACUCAAAAGGUCAAAGUAGUACAGUGAACAUCGCUGGCCAAACCAUAGGCGGCACGUCUGCUAUUCACAAACCACUGAAUGAGUCACGAGACACCCAGGCUAUCUUCAGGGAAAGCACUGACCAGUUAGAAGAGAGACUGCUGGCAGAAGGAGUAAGACCAGGUGGGAGUCUUGCAAGGUCUGUGUAUGUCAGCCACAUCUCCCCCCGCCAUUACUCUCAGCUGUUAUGUCUCAUUGGGGAGAAGUGCAUGGUGAAUUGCUAUCUCGACGGUGUCAAGACUUGGGCCUUAUGGGACACUGGAUCGCAAGUUUGCCUCAUCAGUGAAGCAUGGAGGAAGAAAUGUAUUCCAAAGGUGAGAGUUCGGAACACUGAAGAGCUGCUUGGCCCUGGCGCUCUGGUGGGGAAAGCCGUCAACCAGACAGACAUCCUUUUCCAAGGAUGGGUGGAAGUAACAUUCCAGCUAGAGCCAUCACAAGCCCCACAGUUCAUGCUUCAGGUACCCAUGCUGGUAACAGAUGAGAAGGGGGCAGCAGAAGAGCCUAUCAUUGGCUACAAUGUUAUUGAACAGCUGUUAAAGAGUGGGGUGGACCAUCCACAGGAAGCAGUAACACAGGCUGUUAGCACAGCUUUCUCUUUUGACUGUAAGAAGACUGAAAUGUUUGUGAGAAUGAUUAAAGACAGUGACCCUGAAUGUAGCGAUGGUGUGGUGAGAAUGGGAAGGCAGAAGGAGGUGAUUCCGGCUGGCCAGGUGAGAAGCGUGAAGUGCUCGGUGAGGACAGGGCAUCUGCUAUCCAGCCAAGAAGCGCUUUUCAUGCCUGACGAACAUGCCCCUUGGCCAGAUGGUCUGAGUAUGACCGAGAGCAUGAUAACUCUGAGUAAAGGGGCAUAUUCUUGCUUAACACUGCCUGUCGCCAAUGACACCGGCCAUGACAUCACACUGAGCCCAUGUACAGUGCUAGGGCAGGUCCAGCAAGUCAAGGCUGUUUAUUCAGCAGAAGCCAAGCCAGUUGUUGCCCCACCAGCUUCUCCAGUGGCACCCACAGAGGUCGAUGGAGAGAAACGUGAACCUGCUGAAAAGGCGUUGGAUGACAAGGACAGGUAUGAUCCACCUAUAGCAUUGACUCACCUCCCCCUUGCUCAGCAACACAAAGUGAAACAGAUGUUGAGGGAAGAGUGCCAAGCAUUCGCCAGAGAUGAGGAGGAUGUAGGAUGCAUCCCUUCCCUGCAACUGAAAAUCAGACUGACAGAUCCAACACCGGUAAGACAAGACGGGACCAUUCGUCUGUGUUAUGAUUACAGAGAGCUCAACAAGAAGUCUCUGCCUGAUCACCAUCCUAUCCCGUGCAUUCAAGACAUGCUUGACAGCUUACAUGGUAGUGCCUGGUUUUCAGUGUUAGAUCAAGGAAAGGCCUACCAUCAAGGCUUUAUGGAAGAGAGUAGCAAGCCCCUCACUGCCUUUAUAAUGCCCUGGGGACUGUACGACUGGAUACAAGUUCCAUUUGGCCUAUUUGCCACUCCCUCCGAAUUCCAGCAGAGCAUGGAGGAGUGUCUGGUCAGCCUUCGGGAUGAAAUCUGUCAGCCUUAUAUGGAUGACAAUCUCAUACACAGCCAAACCUUCGAAACUCACCUGAGAGAUGUGAGAAAAGUGCUUCAACGUUAUCAGCAACAUGGGGUGAAAUUGACUGCCAAGAAGUGUGAACUCUUCAAAAAUAAGAUCAGGUUUUUGGGAAAAAUUGUAACAAAAGAAGGCUACACCAUGGAUCUGGCAGAGGUAGCCCCAGUCCAAGAUAUGAAGCAAUGGAAACCAGCUACUGUGGGUGAGUUGAGAAAAUUACUUGGGUUCAUCUCAUACUACAGAGCAUAUAUCCUAAAUUUCUCUCGCAUUGCCAAACCUCUUUAUGCCCUGUUGUGCUAUGAAGGGUCGAACAAUGAUGCCUUGAAAGAUAACAAGAAGCAGAAAGCUGUGGCAAGAAAGAAAAAGCAAAGCCAGGUGCCCUCACAUCAGCAUAUCUUAUGGACAGAUGAGCAUAGGACAGUACUUUGUCAGCUGAUUGACCACCUCUCUAGGCCUCCUGUCCUGAGCUACCCAAACUUUGAAGAGCCGUUCAUCCUGCAUUGUGAUGCAUCUCAAGAGGGACUUGGGGCAGUGCUUUAUCAAAGACAGGGAGGAAAGUUAAGGGUCAUUGCUUAUGGGUCCCGCACUCUCUCUGCUCCAGAGAAGAAUUACCAUCUACACUCUGGUAAGCUAGAGUUUUUAGCAAUGAAAUGGGCCAUAUGUGAACGGUUUAGGGACUAUUUGUAUUAUGCUCCAUCCUUCAUAGUCUAUACAGGUAAUAACCCUCUCACAUAUGCGCUAACCACUGCUAAACUGAAUGCAACAAUGUUGAGAUGGAUAGCUGAACUGGCAGAUUUCAGUUUUACAAUUAAGUACAGUCCAGGGAAGUCUAAUUCUGAUGCUGAUGGGUUAUCAAGGAUGCCCCUUGACAUAGAGAAGUACAUGCUCACCUGUUCCCAACAGAUCCAGCCUGACAUCUUGUCCAGUUUCUCGAAAGGGUUGUCCAUCCACCAGAAGGAGGGAGAGCCACUGCUGUGUCCACUGACCAUCACAACAGCAAUCGCAGAGCUGAGGAGUGAACCACAGAUUGACACAGUGAGGGAGAUCUCCCCUGAAGACCUGAGGGCUGCUCAAGAGGAGGAUCCAUUGUUGCAGCAGGUGAAGCAGUGUGUUGCCCAACAACAGUGGCCAAGGAUCAAGGAUGUACACAGUGAGUUGUUUGUUUUUGCUCAGGAGAAAGCCAAACUGUUGUGUGAUGCUGGUGGUGUUCUCCAGUGGCAGACAUCUACACAAACACAACUAGUGGUGCCACCAAAGUUUCGCCCACUGAUCCUGAAUCAGAUGCAUGAAGAAAUGGAAGACUUAGGUGGUGUUGGUGCUGUGGAGCUCACUCAGUCAGCCUCUGUGCUCGUGAAACCUGGAGAGUCGUUCUCCGUCUCUUGUAAGGUCUCUGAGUCGAGCUAUUGUAUUCACUGGAUACAACAGCCUGCUGGGAAAGCUCUGGAAUAUUUUGGCGAGCUGUGUAGCAAUGGCGUUACGACUCUCAAAGAUACAGUGAAAAGCAAGAUCAGUUUCAGCCAGGACACAUCCAGCAGCACAGUUUAUUUAAGAGGACAAAACUCUCAGACCGAGGACACGGCUGUGUAUUACUGCGCCAGAGACACGGGUGACUACGGUUUUGACUACUGGGGAAAGGGAACGACGGUCACCGUUACUUCUGCAGUGCCAAGCGCGCCGAAGUCCCUGUUUCCCGUGUGGCAGUGCGGCUCGUCCCCGGACGGUUACGUCACUCUGGGCUGCAUCACGAGCGAUUUGGCCACCGCCGACGGACUGAGCUUCAAAUGGACGGAUGCGAGCGGGAGCGCGCUGACUGACUUCGUGCAAUACCCGGCGGUGCGCGCGACCGGAGGCUUCACCUCGGUGAGCAACGCGCGCGUCAAGGCUGCCGACUGGGACCAGAGCAAGAAGUUCACGUGCCAAGUGGAAAAUAGCCUCGGUUCCAAAGAAGCGACCUUACAAAAGAAAACUCAGCCUGUGACUGAGCCCAACAUCACCAUCAGCAUCACGACAGCAGACGACAUCGUUCGUCUGCUUUGUUGGUUGGAUGGUUUUCGUCCAAAAAAAGUGAAUGUUGAGUGGUACAAGGGUGAGGAGCUGCUCCGAGAGAAAUCGACCCUGAAAGUAUUCGAAGCUUCCAGCAAAGGAGAAAAGAUGUUUGCUGCACUCUGUGAACUCAGCAUUAAUACAGAGCAAUGGAACGAAGGGACAGAGUUCACCUGUCAGGCCACACACAAUUCCAAGACCUUCAAACAAACAUGGAGCAAGUGUAAAGCUCAUCCGACAUCCAAACCGCUGAUACGUCUGGAGAAACCUCGUCUCGUGUCAGUAUUGACAGAUUCAGAAAUAACAGUCUCCUGUGUUGUUGAGACUAUGUUCAACACCCAAGUGUCAUGGCUUGUAGACGGAAAGAAAAAGAAGGACAAGACGAGCACAAAAGAGACGAGACUGGGCAAGACGGUCAGCAAUCUGACCAUCUCUACAGCAGACUGGAAAACCGUGCAGAAAAUCACAUGCAUCGCUAAACAUCCAUGUUUCAACAAAGUAGAGGAGACGAUCGAUACUACAGAACCUGUGCAGAAAACUCCGACAGUGGUGAUCAGGAGGAUCCUUACAGACGGAGAGAAGGGAGACAGCGCGGUGCUGGUGUGUGCCGCAAGAGAUCUGCCCUCUGGUGAGCUCGCCAUCACCCUCCAGGCCAACGAAGCCAAGCUCUCUGAUGCUCAGUAUGUGGACCUGCCCAAAGGCCAGGACACUCUGACUGCACGUUUCACUGUUUCCAAAACGACACAAUCCAAAGACCAACGUUACACCUGUCAGAUUCAGCAAAGCAGUACCAAUAAGUGGGAGUCCAAUUCUACAGGAAACAUUUUUGGUGACCCUUCAGUGGAACUUUCAGUUGUUUCCACUGUGGAUAAAUCUGCAUCGAAGACACAAAAACUUCUUUGCUCUGGAACUGGACUUAACCCAAAGAUCAAGUGGCUCCCCAAAUCUGUGCUGAAUGAUCUCCGUGAAGUAACGGUGCAAGCAGACGGGCGUGUGAAAGUGUCCAGCGAGAUAUCGCUUCCACAGCAGGAGUGGAAUAAUGGAGGGGAAUUUACGUGUGAGGUCAGCGAUCAGGAUCACAAACCUGUUCAGAAGAGCACCAGUGUCUGUGCAGUGACUCCAGCUUCUGCUCUGAUGGCACAGGUUUACCUGUUGGGUCCCUCCAUAAGUGAUACGAGAGCCAAGGAUUUGGUCCCCGUCACCUGUCUGCUGUUGGGCCGCAGGCUCAAGGACUUCUCCAUUAUUUGGAAAGUAGGAAAGGACAAUUACUCUCAGAAUGCGAUCACACCAACUCCUAAAGAGCACAGCAACGGAACACAGAGCAUCCAAAGUAUUCUCAAUGUUCCGGCUGCAGAGUGGGAAAAAGACACAACUGUUUCCUGUGAGGUGAAACACCUCUGUUCCAAGAACGCACAGCAACAUGACAUCUCGAAAACCAGAGCUCAGCCUGUGACUGAGCCCAACAUCACCAUCAGCAUCACGACAGCAGACAACAUCGUUCAUCUGCUUUGUUGGUUGGAUGGUUUUCAUCCAAAAGAAGUGAAAGUCGAGUGGUACAAGGGUGAGGAGCUACUCCGAGGGAAAUCGACCCUGAAAGUAUUCGAAGCUUCCAGCAAAGGAGAAAAGAUGUUCGCUGCACUCCGUGAACUCAGCAUUAAUACAGGGCAAUGGAAUGAAGGGACAGAGUUCACCUGUCAGGCCACACACAAUUCCAAGACCUUCAAACAAACAUGGAGCAAAUGUAAAGCUCAUCCGACAUCCAAACCGCUGAUACGUCUGGAGAAACCUCGUCUCGUGUCAGUAUUGACAGAUUCAGAAAUAACAGUCUCCUGUGUUGUUGAGACUAUGUUCAACACCCAAGUGUCAUGGCUUGUAGACGGAAAGGAAAAGAAGGACACGACGAGCACAGAAGCGAUGAGACUGGGCAAGACAGUCAGCAAUCUGACCAUCUCUACAGCAGACUGGAAAACCAUGCAGAAAAUCACAUGCAUCGCUAAACAUCCAUGUUUCAACAAAGUAGAGGAGACGAUCGAUACUACAGAACCUGUGCAGAAAACUCCAACAGUGGUGAUCAGGAGGAUCCUUACAGACGGAGAGAAGGGAGACAGCGCGGUGCUGGUGUGUGCCGCAAGAGAUCUGCCCUCUGGUGAGCUGGCCGUCACCCUCCAGGCCAAUGAAGCCAAGCUCUCUGAUACUCAGUAUGUGGACCUGCCCAAAGGUCAGGACACUCUGACUGCACGUUUCACUGUUUCCAAAACGACACGAUCCAAAGACCAACGUUACACCUGUCAGAUUCAGCAAAGCAGUACCAAUAAGUGGGAGUCCAAUUCUACAGGAAACAUUUUUGGUGACCCUUCAGUGGAACUUUCAGUUGUUUCCACUGUGGAUAAAUCUGCAUCGAAGACACAAAAACUUCUUUGCUCUGGAACUGGACUUAACCCAAAGAUCAAAUGGCUCCCCAAGUCUGUGCUGAAUGAUCUCCGUGAAGUAACGGUGCAAGCAGACGGGCGUGUGAAAGUGUCCAGCGAGAUAUCGCUUCCACAGCAGGAGUGGAAUAAUGGAGGGGAAUUUACAUGUGAGGUCAGCGAUCAGGAUCACAAACCUGUUCAGAAGAGCACCAGUGUCUGUGCAGUGACUCCAGCUUCUGCUCCGAUGGCACAGGUUUACCUGUUGGGUCCCUCCAUCAGUGAUAUGAGAACCAAGGAUUUGGUCCCCGUCACCUGUCUGCUGUUGGGCCGCAGGCUCAAGGACUUCUCCAUUAUUUGGAAAGUAGGAAAGGACAAUUACUCUCAGAAUGCGACCACACAAACUCCUAAAGAGCACAGCAAUGGAACACAGAGCGUCCAAAGUGUUCUCAACAUUCCGGCUGCAGAGUGGGAAAAAGACACAACUGUUUCCUGUGAGGUGAAACAUCUCUGUUCCAAGAACGCACAGCAACACAACAUCUCAAAAACCAGAGCCUCUGUGAACGAACAUCCUCCCUCUGUGGAGCUGCUGCAGGGUCGAGAUGAGCUGGUGUGUCUGGUGUACGGUUUCAGCCCGUCAGCCAUUAACAUCACCUGGCUCCUGAACAGUGUGAGCGUACAGCGUGAGGACAACACCAGCAGCUCUGCCAAAGGGCCUGAUGGGAAAUUCAGCCUUAAAAGCCACCUGAAUGUCCAGGCCGCUGAAUGGGCACCUGGAGCCACAUACACAUGCCAUGUCAGGCACGUCACUGGCACCAUCAAUCGCAGCAUCUCCAAAACAGAAUUUAUUGAAGAGACGAUAUACUUUGAUGAGAACAAGUCUGAAACUAGCACACUGGAUCAGGCUGAGGAAACCUGGAACAUGGCCUGUGCCUUCAUCAUCCUCUUUGUCAUCUCUCUCGUCUAUGGAUGUUCAAUGACUCUGGUCAAAGUGAAGACGGCAUGAUCAGCUCUUUCGGGCGUCUUUUAGACUCGCGUUUAAUCCUUACAUUAUGUCAUGCUUUAUUGCUGUAUUGUUGUACUUGUAUGAAUCUUUUUAAUCUCUAAAUUGAUAGAUGCAAGUGAGUAAAAGGAAAAUAAAGAAGGAAAAAAAUGAA